Messenger RNA from Lymnaea stagnalis (great pond snail), 477 nucleotides. NCBI's taxonomy places the organism in Eukaryota, Metazoa, Mollusca, Gastropoda, Lymnaeidae. The record is from the annotation of a GenBank genome assembly.
UUACAAAAAGCACUCCUCAGUACAGAUACUCGUAAAAUUAUCCCAAUGAGGCCCAUUCGCUCCAGUACCGAAUAUCGCCGGAGGUCCAGCGGGAAUGUCGACUCAAUGAACCCGAUGGAUCCUAGCAGACGACGCAGUGUCAACCUGACCCACACUAACGUUCAAGAGGUCCAAGCUCGCCGAUUCUCCCUCGCCACUCACAGCGACCUUGGCGCCAUUCAAGGUCAUCCAGCCACCAGAGGGGUGCCUUUCUCGUUCCCCAGUUUCAUUCUACGCAGAUGUUCCCUUCCGUUUCGUGCGGGCCUCUCCGCUCGCCCAGGGGUUUUCAAGACCCGUACUCUCGCACUGAGCGAGGCAGACUGUAGACAGCAGGAUUUAAAUUUAUAUAGAAUCAAAAUUCUGGUCGUAGGUUUUGUGGUUAUUCUUUUCAUCGCCAUAUUGAUCUUGUUUCUACCAUCGUCAAAACAGACGCAGUAA